This is a messenger RNA of Trichobilharzia szidati, 764 nucleotides long. Lineage: Eukaryota; Metazoa; Platyhelminthes; Trematoda; Strigeidida; Schistosomatidae. The record is from the annotation of a GenBank genome assembly.
AAUUAAUCUUUUAUUUGAAGAUCCUGGACGUUAAGAAAUAAGCAUGCAAUGAACUCAGCUGAGAAUUCUGUACAUUAUGUAAAUACGGUUCAGCACAAAGCUAUUAUUAUUAUCUUACUUACUUAUUAUUAUGACAAUGGAAGGCCAAUCACCAAAGAGGCGGAGCAAAGGAAACACUGGGAUGAACACUUCAAAAGACUUCUAAAUCGACUGCCACCUACAACGCGCCCAAUAAUACCAACAGUGGAAGCAGAACUACCAGUGGACAUCAACCCUCCAACGAAAACAGAAAUCCUGAAGGCAAUCAAGAUGCUAAAAACUGGAAAAGCAGCAGGACCAGACGGAAUCCCAGCAGAAGCAUUGAAAAUGAACCCAGAGACAUCAGCGGACUUGAUGACACCACUACUGGAGAAAGUGCGGAGAGAGGGCAAGGCACCUGAGGAUUGGAAGAAAGACUACCUAUUGAAACUGCCAAAGAGAGGGGAUUUAGGUCAAUGCAAGAACUGGAGCGGCAUUAUGCUUCUGCCCAUCCCAAGCAAAAUACUAAGCCGCAUCAUCCUGGAGAGAAUCAAACACCCCCUGGAUGAAAAACUUCCUGAACCUAAUUCCCGACGUCCCGACGUUUUGGAAACAGAAUAAAGUAUUCUGAGAGAAAUCUUCAUCCAAAAUGGAUACCCAAUAAGAUUCAUUGAAAAAAAUAUCAAACCGAGAAUUCGGAGAAACGAAACUUUAAUUGCGCCUAAAAAGAAACUCUACAUGAACUU